This is a messenger RNA of Eublepharis macularius, 684 nucleotides long. RefSeq names its product olfactory receptor 14A16-like. The record is from RefSeq and is a predicted model, not a curated record. Lineage: Eukaryota; Metazoa; Chordata; Lepidosauria; Squamata; Eublepharidae. Gene Ontology annotation, biological process: G protein-coupled receptor signaling pathway. Gene Ontology annotation, molecular function: G protein-coupled receptor activity; olfactory receptor activity. Gene Ontology annotation, cellular component: membrane. The transcript has 2 exons. Bases 1 to 684 code for a protein of 227 amino acids.
AUGACCAACAGAAGUGUUGUGACUGACUUCCAGCUCUUAGGAUUCUCUGAUAUUCCAGAGCUGCGCAUUUUACAUUUUCUGGGUUUUUUGCUAAUGUAUCUGGCAGCCUUGGUUGGGAAUCUUCUCAUGAUAACAGUUGUAACCCUCAACCAACAUCUUCAUACUCCAAUGUAUUUUUUCCUGGCUAAUUUAGCUCUUAUCGAUCUCAGUUUCAUCUCCGUCACGGUGCCUAAAGCCAUGGUGAAUUCUCUGACAAAAACCAGAAGGAUUUCCUAUUUUGCAUGCAUGGCCCAGGUCUUCUUCUUCUUUUGGGCGGGGGCAUCAGAAUUCUUCCUCCUGACAGUCAUGGCCUAUGAUCGCUAUGUUGCUAUCUGCAACCCCCUGAACUAUGUGAAGGAAAUGAACAUGGAAGUCUGCAUGAAAUUGGCUGCCAGCGCAUGGCUAUUUGGGAUUUUUGAUGCAGUGCUGAACACUGCUUGCACAUUUGCCAUCCCUUUCUGCUCCAAUGUCAUCAACCAGUACUUCUGUGAAAUCCCUCAGCUGCUGAAGCUUUCCUGCUCUGACUCCUACCUCAUAGAAGUUGGAGCUCUCAUAUUUACUGCACUGAUAUGGUGGGUUUCAAGAGAUGAACGGGGCUCCAAGAAUGCUGAGGAAUCUUUAUUUUCAUUGACUCAAGCAACUUGA